AUGUCGUCCCUCGACAGUUCCCUCCUCGACCUUCCCCUCUCCAACGACACCAAAGCCCUCAUCACUCGCCACCUCUGGGAUGUGAAUAACACCCAGCAGCAGUUGAAUGCAAGAAACCUCGAGCUCCGGGCUUACUGGUCCUACUACGUCGAAGAGUGCAGCCACGCCUUGCAUGACGCGGGUAGGCACAUCUCCGCCCGAACCCAUCGCAAUGUUCUCGACAUCGUCUUUCAACUUAGAGGGGCCGUCUUGAGAGAACAACUUAGAGACUCUUUAAGACCAGCUCUUUUGAAGCCCACUCCUCCCAACGAAGAUGAGCUCCUCGAUAGCUCUAUUGACCUUGCAGCGCGGCUGCUCUUGAUGCUGGAUUUUGGCAACCUUCAAUACGGCUUCUCUGGACGCUCGCAGCUUGACUGGGACAAGGGAACCCUCAAGGACUUCGUGCACGCAUACUUCAACACCCCUCCGGCUCAUACACAUGACGGGGUAAAGCUGGAAAAGACUUUCAACGGUCGCAAUCUAGGCCGAAUCGCAGGAAUCGAGAUAGUCUGGACCAACAACCUCGCAGACCACCUCCGCAUGACCGACGACGAUACAAAAGUGACCGUAUUUCACCACGCAUCAUUCUUGGAACUCCAACUGCAGAACCCGCUUUUCCCACCAAACUUAAUCAACGAAACUCUCCGCACUCUCGCCCUCCUCUUCCCCCAAUCCGACCCACAAACACGCAAAUGGUCGCCCAAGGCGUCUGCCUUGCACAGCCUCGACCCCUGUCUCGCCCACUGCGGCCACCUCAAGACCGACGACCGGCAGAUCUCAAACUUCACAUUCUGGCACGACCGGCUCGUGAUCCUCAAGCAAGUCUUUGACGAGGCACGUCCGCGGACAUUGGCACAGUGGUGGUGCGAUCGGCGGAACGGGGUGCAGUGGUAUACCUUCUGGGUUGCGAUAGUGGUGCUGGUGCUCACGCUGUUUUUCGGGUUGGUGCAGUGUGUCGAGGGGGCGUUGCAGGUUUAUUAUACGAUGCAUUGA
Molecule: messenger RNA, 1032 nt
Organism: Mytilinidion resinicola
Lineage: Eukaryota; Fungi; Ascomycota; Dothideomycetes; Mytilinidiales; Mytilinidiaceae
Exons: 2
Coding region: 1-1032 (343 amino acids)
Source: RefSeq, a predicted model, not a curated record